Molecule: messenger RNA, 1070 nt
Organism: Anoplophora glabripennis (Asian longhorned beetle)
Lineage: Eukaryota; Metazoa; Arthropoda; Insecta; Coleoptera; Cerambycidae
Gene: eEF5
Product: eukaryotic translation initiation factor 5A
Exons: 4
Coding region: 141-623 (160 amino acids)
Biological process (GO): positive regulation of translational elongation; positive regulation of translational termination
Molecular function (GO): RNA binding; translation elongation factor activity; ribosome binding
Source: RefSeq, a predicted model, not a curated record
UCCCGCUCAGAUGUCACUAGUGUUGAUUUCCUCGAAGACUAUACCGUUUAUUUUAAGGGCGCAUGCUCAAUUUGCCUCUUUUGGAUUAGUUUCCAUCUUGAUCACAUCUUGCAAGGUUCAAUCUCUCUAAAUAAACAACAAUGGGCGAUAUUGAUGAUACCCAUUUUGAAACUGGAGACUCUGGAGCCUCAGCAACUUAUCCUAUGCAAUGUUCUGCCCUACGUAAAAAUGGAUUUGUUAUGUUAAAAUCUAGACCCUGCAAGAUUGUCGAAAUGUCCACAUCCAAAACUGGCAAACACGGUCAUGCUAAAGUUCACUUAGUAGGGAUCGAUAUUUUCACAGGUAAAAAAUAUGAAGAUAUUUGUCCCUCUACACAUAAUAUGGAUGUCCCCCAUGUAAAACGUGAGGACUAUCAAUUGACUGACAUUUCUGAUGAUGGAUAUUUGUCUCUUAUGUCUGAUAAUGGUGAUUUGCGUGAGGAUUUAAAAGUGCCAGAAGGUGAAGUUGGUGCUCAAUUAAGGGCCGACUAUGAUGCCGGUAAAGACAUACUCUGUACUGUACUCAAAUCGUGUGGCGAAGAAGUGGUGAUUGCAGUAAAGACAAAUACUGCCUUGGAUAAAUAAUGGCCGGGUAAAGUGGUGGGGUCCAAGUUCAUGUGUCACCAAGUCCAACAGGUCCCCGCUGUUUAUAUUAUAUGAAUAUAUUAUCCUAUUGGACCAUCAGUUAUCAACAGCUUACCUAAUGUUACGCCGCAUCGACUUGCAGAAUGUCGGUGUAGUGUAUUUUACAACUUUGUACUUUUGUUGUCUAAAUUUAAUGCAAAAGCUACACUUACGUUCAAUAAAUUAAUUUAAUUUUAACCUUAUUGUAAAUUUUUUUUUAAUCUUUUUUUACCAUCUCUUAGAACCACCUUCUUCUCUUAAAUUUUUACAGCAAUAUUUGUGUAAAGGAGUGAUAGUUUUUGUUUAUUUUUUUGUUUUGUUUUCUUUUUGUUCAUUCUGUCAGAAUUAGGUGAUUCUAGAUACUUGUUGACAUUUACUUUCAAUUAAAUAAACAUAGCAUUUUUUAAA